Messenger RNA from Penicillium oxalicum, 771 nucleotides. Its product is annotated as T2 family ribonuclease. Gene Ontology annotation, cellular component: extracellular region. The coding region runs from base 1 to 771 and encodes 256 amino acids. Lineage: Eukaryota; Fungi; Ascomycota; Eurotiomycetes; Eurotiales; Aspergillaceae. The record is from RefSeq and is a predicted model, not a curated record. Gene Ontology annotation, biological process: RNA catabolic process. Gene Ontology annotation, molecular function: RNA binding; ribonuclease T2 activity. The transcript is spliced from 4 exons.
AUGACAAUUUCUCGCUCUUCUCUUCUGGGCCUGGCGGCCACUUCGCUGGCGACAGGUGUGUCUGCUCAACUGGAGACUUGCAGUAACAACAACGUCUUCAGUUGCCAGAGCUCAUCUCAGACCCCCACCUGCUGCUUCAAUUACCCUGGUGGCGCCCUCUUGCAGACCCAAUUCUGGGACACCAACCCUUCCACCGGUCCAUCCAACUCGUGGACUAUCCACGGUCUCUGGCCUGACAACUGCGACGGUACCUACGAAGCAAGCUGUGACUCCAGCCGUGCCUACACCAACAUUUCCGAUAUCCUGCUGUCUCAGGGUCGCGACGAUCUCCUGUCAUACAUGCAGGACUAUUGGGUUGAUAUCAACGGCGAUGACGAGUCCUUCUGGGCCCACGAAUGGGGCAAGCACGGCACCUGCAUCAACACCAUUAACCCCGAGUGCUACAGCAACUAUUCCCCACAGGAAGAAGUCGGCCAAUUCUUCCAGAAGGUGGUUGAUCUGUUCCAGGGUCUUGAUACCUACCAGGCGCUCGCCGAUGCUGGCAUCCGCCCCAGUACUAGCAAGACGUACAGACUCAGCGACAUUCAGGCUGCCCUGAGCAACUUGCACGAUGGUGCUUCGGUCUACCUUGGUUGCUCCAGUGGUAAGCUGAACCAGGUGUGGUACUUCUUCAACGUUGCCGGCAACGCUAUCACCGGACAAUAUGAGGCUGUUGACACCUUGACCAAGUCCAGCUGCCCCAGCACUGGUAUCAAGUACCUCCCCAAGUAA